CCGAGAGCAGGGCUGAGGCGGAGCCGCCGCGCCGGGCCGCAGCCGCCGAACCGCAGCCGGAGCCGUCCACCUCGCCCGCCCAGGGCCGAAGCUCCGCAGCGCGGGAGACCAGCCGACCCGCCGGGGCCGGGGAACCGCCCGCCAUGGCCACCAAGGCUCGGGUCAUGUAUGACUUUGCUGCUGAACCUGGAAACAAUGAGCUGACAGUUAAUGAAGGAGAAAUCAUCACCAUUACAAACCCGAAUGUUGGUGGAGGAUGGCUGGAGGGCAGGAACACCAAAGGCGAGCAGGGCCUUGUUCCUACGGACUACGUGGAAAUUUUACCGAAUGAUGGAAAAGAUCCGUUUUCUUGUGGAAAUUCGGUGGCUGACCAAGCUUUCCUAGAUUCCCUGUCAGCCAGCACGGCUCAAGCCAACUCAUCCUCUGCCAACAGCAGUAACCAGGUUGGUGGUGGAAAUGACCCCUGGUCAGCCUGGAAUGCCCCCAAACCUGGGAACUGGGACAGCUCCGAUGCCUGGGGCACUAGGACAGAUGGGACUGGUGCCCAGAGGAACAGCAGUGCCAACAACUGGGACACGGGCUUCGGCCACCCGCAGGCCUAUCAAGGACCAGCAACUGGUGAUGAUGAUGAAUGGGACGAAGAUUGGGACGACCCCAAGUCCUCCUCACCUUACUUUAAGGAUUCAGAACCAGCUGAAGCAGGAGGCAUCCAGCGGGGAAACAGUCGUGCAGGCGCCUCUUCCAUGAAGCUGCCCCUCAACAAAUUUCCUGGAUUUGCAAAACCUGGCAUGGAGCAGUACUUGUUGGCCAAGCAGCUAGCAAAACCCAAAGAGAAAAUCCCCAUCAUUGUUGGAGAUUAUGGCCCUAUGUGGGUUUAUCCUACCUCUACGUUUGACUGUGUGGUAGCUGAUCCUCGGAAAGGUUCCAAAAUGUACGGUCUGAAGAGCUACAUUGAGUAUCAGCUAACGCCUACUAACACUAACCGAUCUGUAAACCACAGAUAUAAGCACUUUGACUGGUUAUAUGAGCGUCUCCUGGUUAAGUUUGGGUCCGCCAUUCCGAUCCCUUCUCUCCCAGACAAGCAGGUCACAGGUCGCUUUGAAGAGGAAUUUAUCAAAAUGCGUAUGGAGCGGCUCCAGGCCUGGAUGACCCGGAUGUGCCGGCACCCCGUGGUGUCGGAAAGUGAAGUGUUCCAGCAGUUCCUGAAUUUCCGGGAUGAGAAGGAAUGGAAGACGGGAAAGAGGAAGGCUGAGAAAGACGAGCUGGUGGGAGUUAUGAUAUUUUCCACCAUGGAACCAGAGGCUCCUGACUUGGAUUUGAUAGAAAUAGAACAGAAGUGUGACGCUGUGGGGAAAUUCACCAAGGCCAUGGAUGACGGCGUGAAGGAGCUGCUGACAGUGGGGCAGGAGCACUGGAAACGCUGCACGGGCCCCUUACCCAAGGAGUAUCAGAAGAUAGGGAAGGCUCUGCAGAGCUUAGCAGCAGUCUUCAGCUCCAGCGGCUAUCAAGGAGAGACCGACCUUAAUGAUGCAAUCACAGAAGCCGGGAAGACAUAUGAGGAGAUCGCCGGCCUUGUGGCAGAGCAGCCAAAGAAGGACCUCCACUUCCUGAUGGAGUGCAACCACGAGUACAAAGGCUUUCUCGGCUGCUUCCCAGACAUCAUUGGUGCCCACAAGGGAGCAAUAGAAAAGGUGAAAGAAAGUGACAAGCUGGUUGCAACUAGUAAAAUCACCCCCCAAGACAAGCAGACGAUGGUGAAGCGAGUUGGCACCAUGUCCUAUGCUUUACAAGCUGAGAUGAAUCACUUCCACAGUAACCGGAUCUAUGAUUACAACAGCGUCAUCCGCCUCUACCUGGAACAGCAAGUGCAGUUCUACGAGACAAUCGCAGAAAAGCUGAGGCAGGCCCUCGGCCGGUUCCCGGUUAUGUAGACCAGAACGGAACACAAGACAACUCCCAAGUGCUUCUUCUUGACCUGGGGCAAUGCAAUUCAGUUUUCCCCCAUCAUAAAAGAGAGAAAGAGAGGAAAGGAAGAAAACCAAAAAGAAAGAAGCUGAUAAAACCUGUUUCAUCGGUAGCCAGCCUAAAUGCGUUUUGUUGUUUAGGAUGGCCUUCCUUGUUUCAUUUCAACAUAUUAGUUAUCCAAUGGAAAUGUCUAUUUUUGGAAAAUACUUAAAUUUAUCAAGAUUUUGAAUGAAGAAAUAGGGAUUCCUCCUCCUGGUAUUUUACAUAGAAUCGUAAUUUAUACAUUACCUAUAUGAUCUUCCAGUUCUUACCAAUGUCAGAUAAUACUAAUUGCUUUCUUAAAAAUAUGAAAAAUGGCAGAAUAAAAUCUAUAUCUUUGUAUAUUUUUAUAACUCUUUCAGUCCUGUGGGGACCCUUGUCUGCUUAGGGGAGUCUGCACACCCUCACUGGCGUAGCUACAGUCAAGAGCUCCCAAGAUGGGGAGUCAGGGAUCCCAGAUGGCCUACACCCUCAGGCUUCGUGGUGGGCACCACCAGAAGUCCCAUUCAGUGGGCACAGCAGGUGAGAAGACCCACCCACCCACUGCUGCCCAGGUUGGCUCCCUGAGCUGCUCUUAGGUAAAUUCAGCAUUCUCUGCACUUAGCUCACGGUAAGGCGUCAUGUUUUACACUGGAAGAGUAAGUCAGAAAAGGGGACUUGUCCCCGCUACCCCAGGUGGUGGCCAACCUGAUUCCAGGAGCCCCCGCUCCUCACUCUCGGUCCCUCAGCUGUCUAUUAGGUGAGGGACAGGAGCUGCUGAUAGAGGAGGUGCUGGUGGCUGCCUGGCUUGGAGCAGCAGGCUAGGCCGGUCAGUAUUCUCUCAAAAGACAAAGCAGACUUGAGCACCGGUUCCCCUCCCAGAGACUGGGGAAGUCAAGGGGAAGAGUGAGCUGCAGGGUGAGGUAGCAAGCUGAUGACAAGCAGAGAACGACUCUGUCUGUGGCUUUGUCCCAGCCUUCAGAGACUGCUGACCCCAGCACGUGGCCCGAGAGCACAGAGCACACGCUGUCACCUCCCUGCAGACAGUGGUCCCCUUCCACAGUUGCCUUACGAUGUGAUCCUCUGCUGUCACUUUCCUGAUCUGAUGAUUAUAUUAUAGAGGUGGGAAGUCUGGGCCAACAUAAAUGAAUGAAACCAAAAAUGAGCAGCUGAGAAAAUGCAGUGCGCGUGGGCACGAGAACGUUCUGUUCCUUGAUAUCAGGGGCUUGUUGAUGUUUUCUGAGUCAUUUUCCCCUACCUGAUUUUUCUUUUAUAAAAUUCCAUAGAACAGUGUUUAUGAUACAGCCAUUUAAUAUAUGUACAAAUUGUAAAGAACAUGUAUAAAUAUUUUACAUAAAUGUAAGAGCAUGUAGAAGCCAAUAUAUAAAUAAAUUGUUUUUUUUUUAAAACUGUA
Molecule: messenger RNA, 3397 nt
Organism: Grammomys surdaster
Lineage: Eukaryota; Metazoa; Chordata; Mammalia; Rodentia; Muridae
Gene: Snx9
Product: sorting nexin 9
Exons: 18
Coding region: 144-1931 (595 amino acids)
Biological process (GO): plasma membrane tubulation; intracellular protein transport; endosomal transport
Cellular component (GO): cytoplasmic vesicle; plasma membrane
Molecular function (GO): phosphatidylinositol binding; protein binding
Source: RefSeq, a predicted model, not a curated record